UCGGCGAGUGCCUAUCUACCCUGCACAAAAGUAGUAUUACAUUUUUUAAACUGCGAAUUUUCUUUCUAAUCGUUUGUUUUAUAUACCGUUUAACAUUGUUUUUUUUUCUCAUACCGUUUUCACACCGAUUACUUAUUAUAAUAUGGCUUCGAUGGCCGAGCACAAGUAUUCGGACAAGUACACCGAGAUCGACGCAUUGCGUUGGCCCAGCCGACGAAGCGAUAGACGUCUUAAAGGAGCGCUUUACUUUUGGACCACCGUUCCGGAGACGGACGACUUCGAAAUCGUUAGGUUGAUGACCGACGAAGAAAAAUACGCGGACAAAUCGCUGAUAAAGAAACACGACGACCCUUUCGUGGAAGCCAAUGAAAAACUUUGGAAGGCAUCAAUCCGGGCCGACAUGUUCCGGGAACACGUUUCGGACGUGUACGGCAUGGCGACGCAAGACGUUGUGCCCAUAUCUUUCAACGACGAGUUGGGUAACACGUACUAUGUGGCCCUCAACGAGGACACUACCGACGCCGACACGCUGUUGAAACGUAUUCAAAGGUUCAAUGAGCUGACCCGUGAGGUGGGCCUGUCACAAGAAGCCGCACUGCGAGCCGUGUGUUCGACGGAAAUCUUUACCUUCCUAAUAAACCAAGUGUGGGAAGCGGUCGACCUGAAAAACAAACAAUACCUCAUCAAGAUGGUGGAAGUGAUCGGCAUGUGUAUGUCUUUCGUUGAGAUGUCCGGACUGCUUUUCGACAGGGUGUUCAUGACGAUGAGCGGCCACCUGGACACCUUGGAACAGGACUUAUUUGAAAAGCUGGACGACGAAUCGCAAACGUACUCGUACUCGAAUCAAUUCUUGCGGUACGACACUUGUUUCAACGUAGACUACGUACGCGAAAAUUGGCCCAAGUCGGAGACGGACCAGUUGAACCCGAUGACGUUGGCGCUGUACUUUAACGAUUCGUGCGUGUAUUCGCCAGAAAAUCCGGACGGCGCGUGGCGCCAGGCUAUUCCUUAUUUGGCCUUUCACCUGGUGGACUGCGAGAAACACAGCAUUGUCCGCAACCGGCUGCUCUUGGACGCGUUCACGUUGUUCACGUUGAAAGUGUGCGAACGCGAAAUGUUCGACCACAGCGUCGUGCCCAACGAAUUGGGCAACGUAUACGUCAUAUUUGACGGUAUCACGCCCGCCCACCGCACGUCGUAUAUAUUGUCCACGGCGGCAUGGAUGGCCGUCGAGUCCCGGAAACUCCCUGGAUUACGGAGCCUGACUCGCCUGACAAGCGCGGUCAUGGAUUUUAAAGUGCCUGGCUACUUCCGCGACAUUAGUGAGUAAAUCCUAUCCCCGGUUGUGUAAACGGGUAAUAUUAUCCUCUUUUGGUAUU
Messenger RNA from Adelges cooleyi (spruce gall adelgid), 1379 nucleotides. RefSeq lists its product as uncharacterized. The record is from RefSeq and is a predicted model, not a curated record. The transcript has 2 exons. NCBI's taxonomy places the organism in Eukaryota, Metazoa, Arthropoda, Insecta, Hemiptera, Adelgidae. The coding region runs from base 143 to 1330 and encodes 395 amino acids.